CUCCAUAUCAACUUUCCUCGUGCUUAUCUAGCGCUUCCUCCCCCAUCGUACCGCCAUCGUGAAACACUAUGGUCAACUCUGAGCCACUUCUUCCCAUCAACUCCGUCGAGAUCCAAAACGGAGAUCUAAAAGAGCCGCCAAUGCCUUUCUCCUCUGAUGACCUCGAUGGCAGCAGCGGCAACCUCAUAUCCCAGUUCAUCCACUUGCUUUUCGUCUUCCUCGCGUGGACCUUCGACGCGCAGCUAUCCUUCGUCAACAUCUUCUCCGAUGCAGACCCUGCAUGGCACUGCACCAGCGGGGAUAGCAGUGGCGCCUCCUCCUGCUUUUCUGCGUCCACCCCGUGCGGCCUCCCUCCCGAGUCGUGGGCAUGGGACUUCCCCGCGCACGCAUCGAUGAUCUCCGAGUGGGCCCUCGAGUGCGCGAGUCCGACCGUCGUGGGCCUUCCCGCCUCGGCCUUCUUCGCCGGAAGCCUCGCCGGGGGCAUCCUCCUCGCCACGCUCUCUGACUCUGCGCUCGGCCGCAAGAAUAUGCUUUUACUAUCCUGCCUGACUAUGUCACUCACCGGCAUCCUCACCGCGCUCGCCCCCGACGUGUGGACCUAUUCUGCGCUCAGAUUCCUCUGCGGCUUUGGCAGGUCCACCGUCUGUACCACCGCGCUAAUCCUCCUUUCGGAAACUGUCUCCGGUCGGUGGCGCGACAAGGUCAGCAUCGUCGGUUUCUUGUUUUUCACUUUGGGCUUCCUGUCUUUGCCGGCGAUCGCCUACGUCAACCUCGCGUCAUCUUGGAGGACGCUCUACUUGUGGACCUCUGUUCCUUGCGCUUGUUACUCUGUUUUACUUUGCUUCUUCAUCAACGAAUCCCCGCGAUGGCUCUCGGUGCAGGGCGCCAACAAAAUCGAUGCCGAUGCGAGCAAGAGCAGGUCAAACUUCUCGACGAUCAAAAUCAUUUGGGAUAGAAAAUGGGCCUCCCAGCGGCUGAUCGCGUCGAUGAUCGCCGGCUUUGGAAUCGGCAUGGUGUACACCGGCAUGCCUCUGAACGCCGGCAACCUGGGGACGGACAUCUAUCUGAGCACCGCGCUCAACGCGGUGGCGGAGGUGCCCUCCGCGCUGGCCGCUUUGGUCAUCGUCGGAGUAACCGACCGGCGGCUGUCGGUGCUAGGGUUCACGGCAGCGUGCGGAGCAUUGAACAUAGCGUGCGUGUUCUUGGAGACGAAGGCGUGGCAGAUGGCCGCGGAGGUGGCGUCCUUCUUCAGCGUGUGCACGGCGUUCGACGUGCUGCUGAUCUACUGCGUGGAGAUGUUCCCAACUUGCGUGAGGGGGUCGGCGAUAUCGUUGAUCAGGCUGGCGAUCGUCCUCGGCGGUGCGAUCGCGCCGAUGCUGGUGGCGGUGGGGAGAAGGUUGAGCUUCGUGUCGUUCGGUGUGUUCGGGGUGGUGAUCGUGUUCUGUGGGAUGGCGACGGUUUGCUUGCCGGAGACGAAAGGAAGAAGCAUCCGGGACACCAUGGAGGAGGAGGAGGAAGGAGGAGAUUGCAGAAAAUAAAUCGUACAUACUGUUGCAAUUUAGUAUUUUGGUCUCUUUUAUCGACAUAGCAUUUAAAUGUGCGUGGCCUGGGUUUUGUGCUACUAAAAUACAAUAAAGACAGCAUGUAUACCCACGGUCCACCCACUAUACUAUUGCCAGAAUGGAACUGCAGACCUAAAAAAUUGAU
Zingiber officinale is the source of this 1707-nucleotide messenger RNA. Its product is annotated as organic cation/carnitine transporter 2-like. The record is from RefSeq and is a predicted model, not a curated record. Gene Ontology annotation, molecular function: transmembrane transporter activity. Lineage: Eukaryota; Viridiplantae; Streptophyta; Magnoliopsida; Zingiberales; Zingiberaceae. The transcript has a single exon. Gene Ontology annotation, biological process: transmembrane transport. The coding region runs from base 69 to 1538 and encodes 489 amino acids.